AUGGCUCAAGUUAUUGGACUCCUGUUGGGCGCCAUUACCAUGAUUCCUAUGCUCGAAUCGUUCAUCCCCGACAAAACCGCCCAAACGACCACCAUUCGUAUCGGUGCUGGAACAUCUACAGACAGUAAAGCUAGUACAUCUGGCAACACCCCCGGGGUCCGAUUGUUUGACGUGGUAGGCCGAUCUAUCGCACAAAAACCUGGAAGCAGCAAUAGAAUCGCCGAUGGGAGUUUCUCAGAUAUCAAGCUUGUGGCACCUGAUAGUGUUGGUGGGCGUCAAGGACAAUACUUAUCGGUUGUGUCGGGUGGUAAUGAUGCGUUGUGUAUUUCAUACAUCGCCGUCACUUGGCCAGAUGGAGGUCAGCAGACAUGGACGGGAGACAUUGGAUUUCAAUGUGGCGGAGAUUGGUAUGAAUCGCAGACGAUUAUGGAUCUAUCGACCGACUACAUUCCAAAGUGUAUGUGGAUUGACAGCGAUGGCAGUAAUGGUAUCAAGUCGAAAGGAAUGGGUAUACAUAUUACUGAUUCUACGCCUUCCGACGAUCGCGCAGCUCAAUAUCAGAAACAUCCGCCGAACGGCAUGCCAUACUUCGACCCUCCACUUCAAUACACAACUGGUCUUACAGACAUGGACAGAUCAAAGGUAGUCGGUGUUCAAGGCAGCAAAACAUGCACGAACAAAAAGGUGCGUCGAGGUGGUACUCAGGCUGUUUCCGCAAGACGACUUGAACUUCCCAGUAUCAAUAACACUACAAGUGUCAACAAUAUCGGCAAUAAAUUAAGUUCAUUUCUGGGGAAAUUGAUCACCAGCAACAGCACAUCGCAUAGUGCGAUUCGACUCUGUGAUUCCGAAACAUCUCUGGGGCCAGACUUUGUCGCGCAUCACGAGAACACGUACUGCGAUAUGAUGAACAAGCAGAGCUAUCCUCUCUGCGGUCGCGACAACUCUACCACUACGACGGACUGUUUUGAUAUUAUGAGCAAGACAUUGGUGCCGUCUGAAGGCUUAAAAAGAAGAGAUACUCCCUUACCCACAAAGAAGUAUCAUACCGUUACUCAUUGA
Messenger RNA from Botrytis sinoallii, 1062 nucleotides. RefSeq lists its product as uncharacterized. Bases 1 to 1062 code for a protein of 353 amino acids. NCBI's taxonomy places the organism in Eukaryota, Fungi, Ascomycota, Leotiomycetes, Helotiales, Sclerotiniaceae. The record is from RefSeq and is a predicted model, not a curated record. The transcript is spliced from 2 exons.